GUGGUUCGUUGCUAUUGCAGUCCAGACUGCACUGAGCUACAAAUUCUGCAUUUUUGUUCGUCCUGUAUUUUAAAAAUUUUGAAUCCCUCUUGUGGCAGCAUUUGUUGCAGGAUUUGUUAGUUUUAUAUUGAAAUGGCCCAGUUAAGCGGUAAAGUUGCCUUGAUAACGGGAGCAAGUUCUGGUAUUGGAGCAGCAACUUCGGUACUAUUUGCUAAAUUGGGGGCCAAACUUAGCCUAACGGGUCGCAACCAAGCAAACUUGGAGAAAAUAGCGCAAGAGUGCGCCGCGGCUUCGGGAGAAGUUCCUUUUACAGUGUGUGGGGAGCUGAACAAAGAAUCGGAUGUAGAAAAUAUCGUUAAGAAAACUUUGGAAAAAUAUGGAACACUAGACAUACUGGUCAACAACGCCGGGAUCCUGGAAACAGGCACGAUUGAGAAUACUUCCCUGGAACAGUACGACCGAGUGAUGAACACUAACGUUAGAAGCAUUUAUCAGCUAACUAUGCUGUGCGUUCCGCAUCUGAUCACAUCCAAAGGAUGCAUCGUCAAUGUCAGCAGCGUCAACGGUAUCCGAUCAUUCCCGGGAGUUCUGGCAUACAAUCUCUCUAAAAGUGCUGUGGAUCAGUUGACCAGAUGUGUCGCCUUGGAAUUGGCACCUAAGCAAGUCCGAGUUAACUCCGUAAACCCCGGAGUGACAGUAACCGGACUGCAUAAACGGGCUGGGAUGGAUGAAGAGGCAUAUAAGGCCUUUGUGGAGCGCAGUCGGACUACCCAUGCGCUUGGCCGGCCUGGAACGCCGGAUGAAGUCGCUAACGUUAUUGCAUUCCUGGCAUCGGAUGCCGCGUCCUACAUCACCGGAGCCAGUGUUCCUGUCGACGGUGGCAGGCAUGCUAUGUGUCCUCGCUGAACCCAGGCUAAAUGGGACGUGGACUCAUCUGUUUGCACGUCGUGCAGCAAACGUCCGUUGAGUGCGUUAGUGUACGGGAUUAAAUUAUUUUAUUCUGGUUUUUAUUCGUCUUCCGAC
Messenger RNA from Paramacrobiotus metropolitanus, 1023 nucleotides. RefSeq names its product 3-oxoacyl-[acyl-carrier-protein] reductase FabG-like. NCBI's taxonomy places the organism in Eukaryota, Metazoa, Tardigrada, Eutardigrada, Parachela, Macrobiotidae. The record is from RefSeq and is a predicted model, not a curated record. The transcript has 6 exons. The coding region runs from base 133 to 906 and encodes 257 amino acids.